Neopelma chrysocephalum (saffron-crested tyrant-manakin) is the source of this 277-nucleotide messenger RNA. RefSeq names its product class II histocompatibility antigen, B-L beta chain-like. The record is from RefSeq and is a predicted model, not a curated record. The transcript has a single exon. Gene Ontology annotation, cellular component: membrane; MHC class II protein complex. Gene Ontology annotation, biological process: antigen processing and presentation; immune response. The annotation marks the transcript as partial. Lineage: Eukaryota; Metazoa; Chordata; Aves; Passeriformes; Pipridae.
GGGGUGUUCCAGCAGGUGAUAAAGCACAAGUGUCACUUUAUUAACGGCACCGAGCAGGUGAGGUACGUGAACAGGUACAUCUACAACCGGGAGCAGCUCCUGCACUUUGACAGCGAUGUGGGGGUGUUUGUGGGGGACACCCCGUAUGGGGAGAUCCAGGCCAGGUAUGCGAACAGUAACCAGGAAUUGCUGCAGUUCUAUCGGGCUCAGGUGGACACGUACUGCCGGUACAACUACGAGGGUGUCACCCCGUUCACUGUGGAGAGGAGAGGUGAGC